AUGACUGCUUUGCCCGAUUUCAGUCAAGAUUACUUUAAUUCAGAAGAAGAAUUGCAGACUGCUGAUGAGAUUCUUCAAGAGUCUAACGAAGCAGAUCCAUUUUUAAUCGAUCUUGAAAACGAUGUGGCUAGUUUAGCUAUUUCAGCUGGAGGAACAACUACGACAACUUACGACCCUGCUUCUGACCUGACCUCUUUAUUGGAAGCAGACGAUGAUAUUCCAGAAGAUUUUGAAUCAGAUUUACAACAGGUUGACAAUUUGCCGUCUUUAGAUUCAAUCUUACAGGCUCCAGAUGAUUUUGAGGCUGAGUUACCGGCGAUGCAAGAUUUGCCUACAUUGGAUAGUAUACUAAAUGAGUCAGUGGAUGAUCCUUUCCUUACAGAUGAGUUAGGAUUUGAUAUUCGAUCAGAAACUUCUGAUAAUCAGUCUGCUAAAUCUGGGCAUAGCAAUUCAGAAUCUGGAGCAAGCACAUCUGCUGCUCCAUUUGAUUCGCGUCGGAGACAUAAAUCGCAUGGAAAAAAGUUAUUGGUCAAGCAUGAUGUCUCUGGUUCAAUUGUCAAAGUGUCUAAGUUACAGACUUUAACUGCUCAAAUAUGCAAAAAAUCGGCGUUGUCAUCUCUGGUUGCAAUUGGAACAAUGAAUGGUUUAACUUUAGUCUUUGAUCUACGUGAAAACUUAAAGCAUGUUCUAGGAGGGAAAAAAUCUGCAAUACAUUUAGGGUCAGUUACUGCCGUUGAUUUUAAUACUGAUGGAUCAAGGUUGUUAACUGGUUAUCAGAAUGGGCAGAUUUUUAUGUGGGAUACUCAAAAAGGGGAAAUUAUAAGAAAUUUAACAAGCGCUCACCCUCCUCUAACAGUUUUACAAUUAAAGGUUGAUAGCAUUUAUUAUUAUUAUUGUUUUACGGAUGACCCAACUCUAGCCAUAUUUAGUGAUGCAAGCGGGUCUGCAUAUACCUUGUCAUUUACCCGUAAAAUGGGGAUUCGUGGUUACAAUAAAAGAAUUAUUGUAGAUGGAAGUGAUGCCACUGUUUGUUCCCUGGAACCCUUACACAUAGAGGAGAAAAGAAAAAAUCACCGAGCUAGCAAUCUACAAAUUGUUGCUAUGACGACAUUAUUGCGAAUCGUAUUUGUAGCUCUAAAGCCUGAGCCUAAAGUGUUGCUUACAAUUCCUAUUAAAGCUAAUGAGGAUGAUAUACCAGCUUUAUCUUGGCAGUUUAGUUUAAUUAAAACUGAUGGAAAUAGUGAAGUUAUGGAGCCGGUCUUAGCCGUCGGAAGGGGCCAAAUGAUAGUAUUUUAUCAGUGGAUGACGCCUCAUUUAUUAGUAAUAGUUGAUGUUAAUCGUAAGGCUCGAGUAAUUUAUAUAAAAUCAGAAGAGCAGUUAGAGAUUAUUGACACCGCUGCUAUAGAGUUAGUUACGCCGAGUUAUUUACGAUCUUCCACGUCAGUAGAAGGGAUCAGUGAGAGAUUGAUUGCCUGUCAUAGGCGAGCAUUUUUUAGCACUGUCGUUUCGUUUCGGGGAGAGAUCGCGCUUGCAGGCACUAAGGCUAUUUACGUUCUUCGAUUGAGAACUUGGAAAGAGAGGAUAGAUUAUUUCGUAGAACUAAAUAAAUAUUCAGAGGCAUUAGCACAGGCUUUAGCUUUCUAUGACGACAGAGCCAAAUGUACUAUAGGCUUACCAAGUAAUGAUGAACAAAGACAGGCUAUUAUUGCCGAUGAGAUAAUCAAGUUGCUCUCGCAGUUUGUCGAUUCUGCACUACAGUUUAUUCAUCAAGAAACUGUUGAAGGGACAGAUACUGAGUUGUAUUUUGCGGUUGAAUAUUAUCAAAACAGAGAAAUGCUGGAUAGAGUUGAGCAGUGUAUACUUCAUCUACAAGUAACAUCAAUGGAUUUUCAUCAGAUUGUGAAUCUAUGUUGGACGUACGGCUUAUAUGAUGCAAUCAUCUACGUAUACGCUCAAGGACUAAAGGAUUACAUGACACCAGUGGAGGAAUUAUACAAGAUUAUUCGGAACAAAUUGAAUUCUGGAGUACCAAUUUUAACGGAAAGGAAAUCAUACCCACGCUUUCGUACUUUCUUAAAGUUCGAUUCCCGUGAAUUUCUUAACGUUCUGGCUUUAGCAUUUGAAGACGAGGACUUUGGGAUUAAUGAGAGUGGUUUUGUAGCCAUUGAUGGACGGCAACUUGUUAUUGAUAUCUUACUAGAAGUGAUGCUUGAGCCUACGCAGAGUAAUGUGGAAGAAAUUAGGAAUCUGUUUACAUUUAUAGCUCGACAAGUUGCAAAACCACAAUCUAACAUUAUAAUAAGCAGCCAUCUUAUUGAUCAGGUCUUAGAGUAUUUAUGUAAUGCUAUGGAUAAGACUAGAAUGGAGGAACGUCAGCAGGUAUGUCAGGUUAUAUAUGAGCAAAAAGGACAAUUGGCUAAUGUAUUAUCAUGCUAUUGGAGAGACGAUAGUCGUAAGGAUUUAGUAUUUGAUUAUAUCAAUGGCUUUCUUCAAGAUGAAAAAAUUAUCGAGUUCGAUAGAGUUGAGAUGAAAAAAAUUGUACUUGCACAUAUUGAGGAUUUAUUAAGUGUAGACAAUAUAGCUGCAGCGCGCUUGCUUGCUGUUGAUUUUAAGAUUGAUUUACCUACUCUUAUGAUACAAUUAAUGGGAGAGUCUAAAGUUCUGUUUAGUUUAUUGGAUGGUAUUUAUAAUGGGAAUACGGGUGUUUUGGCUACGAAAUCCGACAUCGUAUCUGAUCCUGAGUCUCAUGAAAAAUAUAUCGAGUUAUUAUGUAGAUAUAAUCCGGGUGAUGUUUAUCCACAUUUAAAAGCUAUAGAAGGAUACCGACCGGAAGUUGCACUAAAGAUAUGUCGUCAGUUCAAGGUAAUGAACGCUACGGCUUACUUACUUGAACUUAUUGGAGAAAUUGAAGAAGCAUUUCACUUAAUUAUUAAGGAUUUUAACGAAAAGUUUUCGGAAUUAACGAAAGCCUGCAGAGUCGGCAAUCUUUCAAGAGAAAAUAUGGAUCAAUCUAUCACUCAAACGGAAAGCAUGUUACAUGCCAUUGUAAAAUUCUGCAAACGAGGUUCUAAUAAAAUUGUUCAAGCACGACGAGAGGCUAUUUGGUUUGAAUUACUGGAUGUUGUGCUUGUACCCCAGGCAAUAAAGGAAAAUUUUAGCCAAGAUUCUAUUGAAGUCUUUAUGAAUAUGGCAAAUAUUGUUUUAAAUAACAUGAUGGGUUUUAUUUCGAUUCCGCAAGUUCUUCGAAAAAUUAUGAUGGACUCUUCUUAUAAUAGCAAAUUUGGAGACAUUAAAUCCUUAAUACUAGGAUUGUUGGAUACGUAUAUUUACGAGGAAACAUUGUUGACAUCAACUAUUAAACUAUUGUCGCAAGAUCUCUAUACUUCAUUGAGAAGUUUUGAGGUCAAUAACAAAAAAGGCAUUCAACCUGGUCGAUUUUUUUGUGAGAUUUGCAGGCGAACACUUUUAUCUGAUAAAGAACGGCUUGAUGAUGAAGCGGCUGUUUUUAACUGCGGUCACAUGUUCCAUAUCAAAUGUUUAGAAAUUUCGUUACCCUCAAGGCAAUUUGUAUGCAUAUUAUGUGCGGGAAUAAGAUCAACUAGUACUGGCAGUAUUUCACUAAGUCGUCAGCAAUCUACAACGAAUUCAGUGGGAUUUGAAAGCAAUUCUAAACGCAGUUCUAAAAGCCUUGGAUUAGCAGAAGCAUUUCACAAUACUGUUGACAACCAGAAGUUAAAAAAAUAUGAACAUUUUAUUAGAACAACGAAAACUUCAUCAAAGAUAGCUAUGUUGGCUGAGUUAUCGAAAGCGAGAGAUGGCGUGGAAAGUUUUUCUGAUGAAAGUCGCUUAAUUAGCGAAGACUUCAAAUUAAAGUCGAUGCCACAAGGAAGUUUUGAUCUCUCGCGAUGCUAA
Messenger RNA from Trichoplax adhaerens, 3912 nucleotides. RefSeq lists its product as uncharacterized. Gene Ontology annotation, cellular component: HOPS complex; late endosome. Gene Ontology annotation, molecular function: protein binding. Gene Ontology annotation, biological process: endosomal vesicle fusion; protein targeting to vacuole. The transcript is spliced from 44 exons. The coding region runs from base 1 to 3912 and encodes 1303 amino acids. NCBI's taxonomy places the organism in Eukaryota, Metazoa, Placozoa, Uniplacotomia, Trichoplacea, Trichoplacidae. The record is from RefSeq and is a predicted model, not a curated record.